Messenger RNA from Limanda limanda (common dab), 1274 nucleotides. It is a transcript of the gene letmd1, whose product is annotated as LETM1 domain containing 1. Gene Ontology annotation, cellular component: mitochondrial inner membrane. The transcript has 9 exons. The record is from RefSeq and is a predicted model, not a curated record. Bases 1 to 1089 code for a protein of 362 amino acids. Gene Ontology annotation, molecular function: ribosome binding. Gene Ontology annotation, biological process: intracellular monoatomic cation homeostasis. Lineage: Eukaryota; Metazoa; Chordata; Actinopteri; Pleuronectiformes; Pleuronectidae.
AUGGCGCUGUCCUGUUCGAGCCUCUGCAGCCGUUUGUCUUUGGUCCGACUGUCCGUCCUCAGGACAAACAGGACAACGUCUGUCCUCUAUUCUCCACACGCGUCCUGUCAGUCCAGGUUGCCUCUGUGCAGAUUCUACUCAACAUCCAAAGCUACUCGUGGUAUCGGUCGAUACGUCUCCUCCCGCCUUCAACUAGUAAACCGCAAAUAUGAAGAGUUCCUCAAAAGAAGAUUUCCCCGCUUUUAUCAGCUCUACCACACCUUUAUGGAAGGAUUUAAGUUACUGUACCAAGAUGCCAAAGAGGUGAGGAGGAUAAAAGCAAAGAUGUACUUUGAUGGAGUAAAGUUCCAGGAUUUGACCUACAGAGACAUGGAAUCACUUAGACAGUUUCGCAAAAACAUGACCAAAGCCUUCCCGCUGAUGGUGCUAUCCAUCCCUCCCUUUGCCAACUACCUGGUUUUUGUCCUGAUGUACUUUUUCCCCCGGCAGCUCCUGAUCCCUCACUUCUGGACUCCCAGGCAGCAGGUGGAGUUUCGGGGGGUGUAUAAUUCCCUCAGGGCGCAGCACCACUGGCCGGUGCUCAAAGGCCUGGAGGUCACCAGCCGACAAGUCAAAGACAGUCAGCUGCAGAGUCGCCUUAAAGAUCUGUGCACUAAAGUGAAGAGUGGAUCGAGCCCUCAGGUGUCUGAGAUCCUUGCCGUGCGGACCCUGUUCUCCGGACCUCCUCUGGGCAUACACCGGAUGGGCGUGGAUCACAUGAGGCGUGUCAGCCCGCUGCUCUUCCUGACGCCCCUCCUCCCCGGCCCCCUGAUCGGCCGGCGGCUGAACACUCACGCCUACGAGCUGCUGCUGCUGGACCGCGCCCUCAGCAGGAUGGGCCAUCAGCACCUCAGUGACUCUGAACUCAGACAGGCUUGUUAUCUAAGAGGACUCAACUCUGACGGUCUUGGUGUUAACCAGUGCCGGGAGUGGUUAUCCCAGUGGCUUCAGGUUUCCUCCUCAUUGAAAGAUUCAGAGGUGUCACUGCUUUUGCACAACAUUGUAUUUCUGUCAGCCAACUACCCGAAUGCUCUGAAAAGGUCCCACUGACAGGAAGCGUGAAGAAGUCUGCUGCUGUGAUCACUCGUGCACUGGGCAGCAAAACAUCCUGCAGAGCUGUUGACAUCAAGCUUUUUUUGCCAAGGAAAAAAAGUUAAAAGUGUUCUUGGCAACAUCUUUUUGGAAAGUAAAACACAAAGUGGGUCUGCCAAUAAAGAAAACCAAACCCAUUUCCA